Molecule: messenger RNA, 727 nt
Organism: Pisolithus orientalis
Lineage: Eukaryota; Fungi; Basidiomycota; Agaricomycetes; Boletales; Pisolithaceae
Exons: 4
Coding region: 15-641 (208 amino acids)
Biological process (GO): protein lipidation; macroautophagy; protein modification by small protein conjugation
Cellular component (GO): intracellular anatomical structure
Molecular function (GO): Atg12 transferase activity
Source: RefSeq, a predicted model, not a curated record
ACGCCACCUUCAUCAUGACUUUUACACGCUCAGAGUUCGAUGAGGUUUGCAAGAAAUUCAUACAAAACCGUGGCCACCAUACGCUGGACAAAGGGAAGCUUGGCUGGUCAUGGAGAGAACACGCUUAUAUGCCAGGAUUCGGGUACAUGGAACGUGUCACAUCCCUCCGCAGGCACCGAAAUGCGACUGGAAUUGACGUUGGAAUGGUUCCGGACAAUAUGGAAGAAAGUUCGUUGGAAUCCGUUGACAAUGCUAGCGCUGCUGCCACGACAUUGACUGGUGAAGUCCUUUGCCACCAAUACGUUGUGUUGUCACCGACAUUCAAAGUACCUACAUUCUACUUUUCUGUGCAUGACUUCAGCGGUGCACCACUCACUUUGACAGAGGUGCUGCAGCUACCCCUGUUUCGUAGAGACGCGUUCGAAGGGGCGCAAGUGACAACUUUCUCUGUCCAACAGUCGAGUGCGAGUUUUCCCUUACUUUCCUUUGGCGACCACCCCGCCCUCAAUGUGCACUGCUGGUACUUGCACCCUUGUGGGACCAGCGCUGCCGUGGAAGAAAUCCUAGAUAACAGCUGUCACUUGGGGUGGUUAGAGGCGUGGUUUACAUUGCUUAGUUCGCUGCUAGACUUGCGCGGAUAACUACGGACACCUUACAAAGUGCCCUUAGAGAGAGAUUCACAUGACACAUUGCCGUAGCCGCGUCCCGGAUCUAAGUUGAGGUCCCU